UUUCUAACGAAUGCAAUUGAAAUUUAUUUAUUCAUUUAUUGUUUAAGGAUCAAGGAACUCAAUGAAAUUUAUUAUUAUUAUUAUUUUCUGUUUAAGGAACAAGGAACCAACUGACAUUUUGGUAAUACAUGAAUUUGCUUGUUGAGAAUAAGCUAAAGAAAUUAUCAUAGCAGCUUGAAGGAUAGGAAUUAAGUCUCACUGAACAAAGAUAAAGUAAAGAACCUAAUACCCUAUUUGAGAUGAAUUCCCUUUGUUCAUUUAUGUCUUGGGCUCUCUUUAUCUUCAAAGGAAACAAACCUAAAUAAAAAAAAAGGCAUACCAGGUCGUUGCUAUCUGUCAGAGGGCAAUAUGUUCCUUUUAUCUUGUCCUUGUUAUUCUAUACCUUUAUUUCUUGUUGCUGAGCUCUUUGGUAAACACAUCAACUAGUUAUUCAUCAGAAGUCUCAUCCACAUAAUGCUCUGUCAAAGCCUCUCUAUGCAUGGUUUUGGCUUUUAGAAUGCUUUUAGUUAUGAUUAAUAAUAUACGUGUAUAUCCCUUCUUAUACCCAUCUUAAAAUGCAGCAUCUGCUGCAGAACUAUUCUUUCUUUGUUGAAUUGAUUUCUUUGCUGUGAUAUGCUCAUUAUAAUUAUUACUAUUAUUGUUAUUAUGAUUAUUAUUACUAUUAAUUUAUUAUUAUCUGUUGCAUUGGAGGAUUUAUUGUUCUUUUUCUGUGCAUAUUUUAUAUUAAAUUUGUUCCCUUGAUUGAUGAUUGGUUAAUCUUAAUUGUUAAAUUUCGAGACUUUUGAAUUGAAAUGGUGGGAUGUAUGAACUAGUUAUCUUUAUGGUUUAAUUGUAUUUGGAAUCAAUGUGCUUUAUGAAUUUGUUUAGGAGAUUAGCAUGUUGUAUAAUUUCUACAGUUAGUGUUUUAUUUAUUUGAUUUUAUAGAGUUCUAAAUUUUUUUGGCUUAAACAUUUUGUUUACUAGUAAAUAUAUGGGCUUAGGUUUGGGUAGGUUAAAUUUCACAGGAACCAUACCACUGUCAUUCAGGUCUGUUAUGUUCCUUUUUCUCUCUUUUGAUUGUUGCUGGCUUGAUUGAGAUGUUGGUUGAGGAGAUGGACUACGUGUCAUGUAAUUUGUAACUUUUCAAGCUUGAUGUUGUGCUGGGGAAGUGAUUGUUUGGAGAUGUUUGAUAUUCAUGGUAAGGAUGUGGUUGAGGAACUGGGUCAUGAAGUCGUAUCACUGAUGUAAUUGAUCUUGGAUGGCUGAUUGCUGAUAUUUUAAUGUUGUUAACUUUUGAGAUUUGAAUUUUUUGUGUUUUGGAGGGGAUGGUGGGGGGUUUGUGUUUGAGCUAAUGGAUGAUUCAUUAGUGUGUGGUUGUAAUGUGGACAGGCAGGAGGCAGGAGCUGGUGUGGCGCUGGUGAUGGUAUGGUGUCUUUGCUGAUAAGUGGAGGUAGUUGUUAGUAAGAGUAAUUUUGAACAUGAGUUCAGACAGCAGGAGCAGGAGCCCAAUGGAUCGUAAGAUCCGCUCUGAUCGCUUUUCCUAUCGUGGUGCACCUUAUAGACGAGAGUCUCGUCGGGGUUUCAGCAGCCAAAGCAAUCUGUGCAAGAACUGCAAACGACCUGGACAUUUUGCUAGAGAGUGCCCAAAUGUGGCAAUAUGCCAUAAUUGUGGCCUUCCCGGGCACAUUGCUUCAGAAUGCACCACUAAAUCACUGUGUUGGAACUGUCGGGAACCUGGGCAUAUGGCCAGCCAUUGUCCAAAUGAGGGUAUUUGUCACACCUGUGGCAAGGCCGGACAUCGUGCUAGAGAGUGCACAGCUCCACCACUGCCACCUGGGGACUUGAGGUUGUGCAACAACUGCUAUAAGCAGGGCCAUAUCGCAGCUGAUUGUACAAAUGACAAGGCAUGUAACAACUGUAGAAAGACGGGUCAUCUGGCCCGUGACUGUCAAAAUGCUCCUAUUUGCAACCUGUGCAAUGUUUCUGGGCAUAUGGCUAGACAUUGCCCAAAAGCCAAUACGCUUGGAGAUAGUCGCAGCAGCAGUUACCAAGAUAUUGUGUGCAGAAACUGCCACCAGUAUGGACACAUGAGCAGGGAUUGCAUGGGCCCCUUAAUGAUCUGUCACAAUUGUGGGGGACGAGGACAUCGAGCAGUAGAGUGUCCUUCUGGAAGGUUGAUGGAUAGGUAUCCUCGGAGGUUUUAUUGAUAUGAUGAAUUCAAAAUUAUAGGGUGGUAAUAUGUUCAGUUUUACCUAGAUUUGAUUGAAUGUUGAAGCUGUAUAGAUGUUCAAGGAGUCAUUUUGAAGCUCUAUUUGAUAGGGAAGGAUGUGGAGCAAUUUAUUUUGCAAAAUAAUUUAAUAGUUUAGCAUUGUUUGUUUGGGAUCUUGA
Manihot esculenta (cassava) is the source of this 2367-nucleotide messenger RNA. Its product is annotated as DNA-binding protein HEXBP. Gene Ontology annotation, molecular function: nucleic acid binding; zinc ion binding. Lineage: Eukaryota; Viridiplantae; Streptophyta; Magnoliopsida; Malpighiales; Euphorbiaceae. Bases 1458 to 2186 code for a protein of 242 amino acids. The record is from RefSeq and is a predicted model, not a curated record. The transcript has 3 exons.